Molecule: messenger RNA, 684 nt
Organism: Papaver somniferum (opium poppy)
Lineage: Eukaryota; Viridiplantae; Streptophyta; Magnoliopsida; Ranunculales; Papaveraceae
Exons: 4
Coding region: 1-684 (227 amino acids)
Source: RefSeq, a predicted model, not a curated record
AUGGACAGUCAUGAUAUCUCUAACGUCAGAAAUCCAGAUCAGAAAUCUGUUGAUGCUGGUCAAAGUGCUGAGACUCUCAAGGAUCCUACCUUAUAUCCUCCUCUAACGGAAACUAUUGAAGACUGGGAAGAACGCCUAGAUAAACAACUGGACGAGCUUUCAAAUAAAAGUGACUCAAAGGAGGGACCAAGAUACGACAGUGGUUACACGCUGCUAAAAUCCAUCCUCAAAGACCGUGAUAAAGAUAUCCAGUCAAAGGAUGCUGAAUGUGAAAAACUUCAUAAAUGUAUCUACGAGUUGAAAGAAAAACUUGCAGAAUCUAAGGCAAUGUUUGACUCUCAACUAAAAGAGGCAAAUGACAGAGAACUUCUUCUUCACAACAAAGUGAAGCAAUUGGAAGAUGAUCUACAUACAUCUGUCAACAAGACAAGGUCUCUAGAAGGAAAUUUGAAAAGAAGGCGCCAGAGAAAGAAGGAUGUCUUAAUCAAGAAAGAAACAUCAUCGAGUAAAAGGGAUCACACUGUGUCAAAUGUAUCGGAUAUUGAUCACAUUCAUAUCAAUAAUCAUGUCGCCGAUUUAAAGACCAGUAUAAAUAACCUUAAGCGGAAAAUCAAGAAUCUAAGGAAGAAAGCUUUCUCAGAAGAGGAAAACAAUGAUGAGCUACUCGCUCAUACAACAACUUAG